GUUAUUGGGCAGGCACUGCUGCUGAUCUAAAAUGAGUACAAUGGCUGGCAAUUUCCAAAUAGUAUAGUCAAUAGAAAAGUAGCUUAUUGGGAAGACUAGACCAAAGACCAGCCUCAGAUACCACACAUGACUCUGCAGUUUUGUCUCUGAGAAGUCUGAACACAGAAAAGAGAAAAGUACAGAAAUUUGUGAAGAGGAGAGCUCUUGAGUCUUCUUCUUGGGUCAUCUUCCAUUUCAUCAAAGGAGUUCUUGAUCUCUUCCAAUGAACAACAAACCAAGCUCAGCCACACCACCAUCAUCAAAGCCCACAUGGGUCCUGCCCUACAAGACCCAAAACCUCACUGACCUCUACACUUUGGGCAGGGUACUUGGCCAGGGUCAGUUUGGCACCACCUACCUCUGCACUGAAAGCUCCACAGGCCACCAAUAUGCCUGCAAAUCCAUCCCAAAGCGUAAGCUUCUUUGCAUAGAGGACUAUGAAGAUGUGUGGAGGGAGAUUCAGAUGAUGCACCACCUCUCUGAGCACCCCCAUGUGGUGAGGAUCAGAGGCACCUAUGAGGACUCAGUUUCUGUGCACUUGGUGAUGGAACUGUGCAAAGGAGGAGAGCUUUUUGAUAGGAUUGUGAAGAAGGGUCAUUACAGUGAGAGAGAGGCUGCAAAGCUCUUGAAGACCAUUGUUGGGGUUGUGGAGGCUUGCCAUUCACUUGGGGUUAUGCAUAGAGAUCUAAAGCCUGAGAAUUUCUUGUUUGAUAGUGAGGAGGAAGAUGCUGCUCUUAAAGCCACAGACUUUGGCCUCUCUGUUUUCUAUAAGCCAGGUGAGACCUUUUCUGAUGUUGUUGGUAGUCCGUAUUAUGUUGCCCCUGAGGUGCUGAGAAAGCAUUAUGGACCAGAAUCAGAUGUGUGGAGUGCUGGAGUGAUUUUGUACAUUUUGUUAAGUGGGGUCCCUCCCUUUUGGGCUGAAACUGAGAUUGGGAUUUUUAGGCAGAUUUUGCAAGCAAGAUUGGAUUUUGAAUCUGAACCAUGGCCUAGGAUUUCAGAAAGUGCUAAGGAUCUGCUUAGGAAAAUGCUUGAAAGAAACCCAAAGAAAAGGGUAACUGCCCAUGAGGUUCUUUGCCAUCCAUGGAUCAUAGAUGACACCAUGGCUCCAGAUAAGCCUCUUGAUUCUGCAGUGCUUUCUAGGCUGAAGCAGUUCUCAGCCAUGAACAAGCUCAAGAAGAUGGCUUUAAGGGUCAUAGCUGAGAGGCUGUCUGAGGAAGAGAUUGGUGGGUUGAAAGAGCUGUUCAAGAUGAUUGAUGCAGAUGACAGUGGAAGCAUCACAUUUGAUGAACUCAAAGAGGGCUUAAGGAAAGUGGGAUCUGAGCUUAUGGAGUCUGAGAUUAAGGAUCUUAUGGAGGCAGCUGACAUUGACAACAGUGGAACAAUUGACUAUGGUGAAUUUCUUGCAGCCACAGUGCACUUGAACAAGUUGGAGAGGGAAGAGAAUUUGUUAUCAGCCUUCUCCUUUUUUGACAAAGAUGGUAGUGGUUUCAUAACCAUUGAUGAGCUCAGGCAAGCCUGCAGGGAGUUUGGAUUAGGCGAGCUCCAUCUUGAGGACAUGAUCAAAGAAAUUGAUCAGGACAAUGAUGGGCAGAUAGAUUAUGGAGAGUUUGCUGCAAUGAUGAGGAAGGGUAAUGGAGGAGGCAUUGGAAAGAGAACCAUGAGAAGAACAAUGAAUUUGGGGGAUGCUUUGGGGCUAGGACUUGCUGACAAUGGGCUCCAACUAACUGAUUAGAGUUCAACUAGGAGUGAUCUCCUUUUUUGGCGAUACAAUCAUAUUUUCAUGAAUCAUGGGGAGAAAUCUAUGGCUUAAUCUUAAUUUUCAUCAAUUACUAGCAAAAAGAAAUUACUACCUAUGUGUAGAGAUUCAGAUUGAAAUCUUCCUGUAAGCAAAAAUAUUGUAGUUGGAGUUACAUUGUUUUCAUUUUUCGUUCUUUUUUUU
This is a messenger RNA of Prunus dulcis (almond), 1978 nucleotides long. Its product is annotated as calcium-dependent protein kinase SK5-like. Lineage: Eukaryota; Viridiplantae; Streptophyta; Magnoliopsida; Rosales; Rosaceae. The record is from RefSeq and is a predicted model, not a curated record. The coding region runs from base 263 to 1771 and encodes 502 amino acids. The transcript has a single exon. Gene Ontology annotation, biological process: peptidyl-serine phosphorylation; intracellular signal transduction; protein autophosphorylation. Gene Ontology annotation, molecular function: ATP binding; calcium ion binding; calcium-dependent protein serine/threonine kinase activity. Gene Ontology annotation, cellular component: nucleus; cytoplasm.